This is a messenger RNA of Owenia fusiformis, 1917 nucleotides long. NCBI's taxonomy places the organism in Eukaryota, Metazoa, Annelida, Polychaeta, Sabellida, Oweniidae. The record is from the annotation of a GenBank genome assembly.
AUGAAGUUUGACGAAGCUCUUUGUUUGUUAGGAGGAUUCGGCCGAUACCAGGUAUUCCUAUUGAUAGUAGUCAAUAUAUUCGCUGCGGGUGGCGGUUGGCAAAUCACGCUUACGGUGUUUAUCGCUGGUAGAAUGGACCACUGGUGUAAAGUUCCCGAGUUGCAACAUCUCAAUGAAAGCAUGCAAAAGGCCAUUGCAAUUCCUCAGACAACUGGUCCUCUGGGUGAUACGAUAUACAAACAAUGCAGUAUGUUUAACUAUGACUAUAGCGAUAUAAACUUCACUAAUCCCCAAACCGUAGAGCUUUGGAUUCGUAAUAAUAAAACCGCGGUUGAAAUCGCUUGUAAUAAUGGAUGGGAGUUUGAUCGUAGCGUUCGUAAAUCUACGGUGGUAAGCCAGUUUGGACUUGUCUGUCAAAAUGAUUGGAUGUAUACGCUUCCAGCCACCUUGCAGAUGGUGGGAUUUUUAUUUGGAGCUUUUCUCUCUGGAUUAAUCUCAGACAGGUUUGGAAGAAAGCUAACUACUCUAGGAAUGAUGGUGUGUUCGUUCGGUGCCAUUCUCGGUGGAGCAUUCUCAGAUAAUUUCAUUCUGUUUUUAGCAAUGCGUUGGCUUGCUCUGUUGACAUUAAUUGGGGCAUAUACGAGUUUAUGGGUCCUAACGCUUGAGAUGAUGCAACCAGUGCACCGAACACACGCCACACUAUAUGCGUCUCUAUUGCGUAUACUCAGAUCGCUUUCAACGCUUGCAGCGUUCAAACUAAGAGGUCACAGAUGGCUUCAGGUUGUAUCUGCAUGUGUUCUAAUCCCUGGUCUUAUUGGCACUAUCUUUUUGUUUGAGUCCCCCCGUUGGUUGAUUGCCAAGGGGCGAUAUCGGGAAGCCGAAGAUAUAAGCAAGAGAAUUGCUAAAAUUAACAAAGUAACCCUUCCUGAUGGUUUUACUUUAAAGGAUGACGUCACAACCAAAACGAAUUGCCUGGAUGAAGGACCUGCUAAGAAUGAGUCGGUCAUCGACUUAUUUCGUUCCCCUAAAAUGAGGAAGAGAACAUUGGUGCUCUGGGCGCAGUGGUUUGCUGUUGUAUUUGGUUAUUACGCCAUGUCACUUAACAUCGGCACAUUGAUACCUGGGGACAUUUAUUUAAACAAUUUCAUAAUCAAUGGUGUUCCUGACCUCGUUUCUCCCAUACUAAUGUUGAUUGCAUUAUUCAAGAUGGGCAGAAAGUCUAUAUUGAUAACUUUCUUGAUCACGAAUGGAAUUUUAUCUUGGGUGCUGAUUGGAAUUUUACCAACUAAGAUCACGGCGUUGACCACAACGAUAGCCCUGUGCGGCGCCCUACUUAUUGGAAUCGUGUUUAAAGUGUUGUACUUAUACAGUGGAGAAAUAUUCCCUACCCCUGUGAGGAAUGUCGGCCUUGGUAGUGGCUCUAGUUUCGGAAGAAUAGGAGGCCUAAUUAGUCCUAAUAUUCCGUUAUUGGGGAACAUUUGGUACGGACUACCUUAUGUGAUUUUGGGACUUUUUCCGUUCUUUGCUGGUUGUCUAGCUUUUCUGCUUCCCGAGACGAAAGAUAAAUGCUUACCAGAGACGAUUUUAGAAGCAGAAAAUUUUGACAUCGCUAAGAAGGAUGAAUGCAAAGAAACUAGGGGAUCCGGAUUUACUUUGAAAAACGACACGCCAUGUGCCAUUGAUUCAAUGAAGCGUGGUUUCACAAGCAAUGGUUCUGCUGGUGACGGAAUCUUGAACGGAGGUUUUUCUAAACCAAGUGACCCCACCAUGCUGUAAAACUUUCUGUUUAAAAACAGUAAAAAUAUAAAAGCUUGACGACUGGCAAAAUAUAUGGCAUAUGCACUGAUUAUAUACUUAUGAUAUUGAUUUUUAAUAGAGGAAAGAAUCGUACAGAUUUGAUUUUGAUGAUCAAAAACU